Molecule: messenger RNA, 1386 nt
Organism: Cuscuta europaea
Lineage: Eukaryota; Viridiplantae; Streptophyta; Magnoliopsida; Solanales; Convolvulaceae
Source: the annotation of a GenBank genome assembly
GGACAGAGUAAGAAAGACCGCCACUGGCGGCCGAGGAGAUCCUCGCCAUCCAGCAGGGCAGCACGUACUGCCGGUUCCACAAGAACUCGUCGCACAACACCGACGAUUGCAUCACAUUGAAGAAGGCCAUCGAGCGCUUUAUUCGCCAGGGGGAACUCUCCCAGUUUGUCAAAGGUGGCCCACGUAAGAACACUUGGGUAAACACCGGCAAACAUGGGGGCGAACCCUCUGCGAAGAAGCGGGAGAUUGGUAGACUCAGCGACGACGAGGACUUCGAAGAGCCUCCGCCGAAGAAGAAUCACAUCCACCUCAUCGUAGGUGGAAACACUGGGGGGGACUCCGCCACUCAGAGAAAGAAAUGGGCCCAAUCCCUUUACAUUGGGGAGGUGUCCCACGUUCCCCCCCAGCCGAAGAAGCAGCGAACGGAGGCGAUCACCUUCACCGACAAGGAUCUGCCUCCGGAUACGGAAUCACACAGGGACGCCCUCGUCAUCCGAUGUGAGAUCGGUGACUCCAUCAUCCACCGUACUUACAUCGAUACGGGGAGCUCCGUCAACGUGAUGUACCUGGCCACCUUCAAGCAGCUGAAGCUGGACAGAGCUCUGCUGAAGCCGAUCAAGACCCCGUUAUCCGGCUUCACCGGGGACUCUAUCGACGCCGAGGGCACGAUAGUCCUCCCCGUGGAAGUCGGUGACGGCCCCCACCAUGCCAAAAUUGACAUGGAGUUCAUGGUGGUCAACCUCCAGUGCACCCACAACCUGAUCUUGGGCUGGCCAGCGCUGGAGGACUUGGAGGCCAUCAUCUCCAUGAAGCACCUAUGCUUGAAGUUCUCCACCAAUGACGGCAUCGGCUACGCCAGAGGAAAUCAGAGGAUAGCCAGAGCUUGCUACCUCAAGCUAACGAGGCCGGCCGAAAGGGAAGGACAGCGGAUAGACACCAUUACGGCCGCCGUCGCCAUGGACGAGGAGAGGCCACAUGCGGAGCCGGCCGAGGAGGUCGAGGAAAUCCCUCUGGAUAACUCCCGGCCGGAGCGGGUUCUCAGGGUCGGAAAGCAACUCCCCCAGGACCAACGAGACGCCAUCCUCCUCGUCCUACGGUCAUACGCCGUUGUCUUCGCGUGGGGCCCGGACGAUAUGCCAGGCAUCAGCCGCCAGGUGAUCACUCACCGGCUGACCGUCGAUCCGGCCUCCGCGCCGGUCAAACAGAAGCGGCGCUACUUGUCCGCCGACAGGCGGGACUUCGUCAAAGGGGAGGUCGCCAUGCUCCUCUCAAUCAAACACAUCAAAGAGGUGAAGUACCCAACAUGGUUGGCCAACGUCGUCCUCGCACAAAAACCGCCGACGUUCAGAAUGUGUGUUGACUACACUGACCUGAACAAGGCGUGCC